This is a messenger RNA of Atta colombica, 459 nucleotides long. RefSeq lists its product as uncharacterized. The transcript is spliced from 3 exons. The record is from RefSeq and is a predicted model, not a curated record. Lineage: Eukaryota; Metazoa; Arthropoda; Insecta; Hymenoptera; Formicidae. The annotation marks the transcript as partial.
AUGGAAUCUGAAAAAGGAAAUGAUGGAAAAAUGUCACGUUCUAUUGAUAGCUCGAUUCUUUUCAAUCCUGGAAAUACUCUCGAUGUAAAAAAUUCUAUUCAGAGAAACAUUGGAAAUCCAAAGGAAGUAAUUACUGAAGCAGAGAACAGAAUUGGAGAUAAAGUACAAGGUGAAACAAUAUCAUUUUCUGAAAAUAGUAACUUCUCGCAUUCCAACUUUGAAACUGUAUAUGAUGAAUAUGAAGAAGACAAAGAUGUACGUUGGAAAUUACCGAAGAUAAAAAAGUUACCAACCCUCUCAACCCUACUACGUGAAUGGCGUGCAAUACAGGUAAUUCUGCUUUCGCAGCACCAUACACAUUUUAAAAAACAUAUAAAUACAUCAUCUUCUUUAUUUUUGUAUUAUGUUUUUGCACUAAAUAAUGUAUCUACGAUUUUGAAUAAAUAUUGUGUAUUAUAU